CUCUUUCGUAUGUCACUUUGGGGGGUUGCAACAGAUUACAAAUUUAGCCUGCUACCGCUGUUUUUAAUGGCGACGACGACGACGAUGAUUAUGAUGAUGAUGGCGACGUUCUUAUGAAAUGGCGAUAUCUUUGAUCUCACAUAAACACGCAAAAUAUAACCCAAGAGCUCCACUGUGGUUGCGUCUGGUCCUAAUCUGCAAGCACACAUUUUCUUGUGCGGUCGUCUUUGGAGGUUCGUAAGGGCAGGUCCCACCGCAGUCCCAACACAGCCAGAUUUGCCUCUCUAUAUAUAAAGAGACUGUGAGGCUCCGCUCUCCACUCGCUCCAUCUCCUCUUUGGUGGUCCACCCUCCCCACGUCCUUUCCGUACUCCUCGUAAUCGUCUCUCCAGGUCGCCGUGAUGGAGGUCACUCCUCACCUGCUCAUUCUCCUCGCCUGCCUGUUCGCCCUCCUGCUCACAUCAGGCCAUGCUUUGGAAUGUCAUGUGUGUAAUGGCGUCGAUCAAUGCAAGAAUUCGAAACCAAUCAAGUGUCCAGCUGACAAGGCCAUCCACUGCAUCACGGAUUUCAACGGAACCAGAAAAGGUUGCGAGGACAGUUGCAAAAAUGCAUCCAUAUGCUGCAACUCUGACAACUGCAACAGCGGAUCCGCACGGGGCUUGUCUGACCCCCUCUUUCAAAGCCUGACCCUGCCUCUCCUGACCACCACGAUGUUUCUGCUGAAAGGCUAAAAUGGGGCUCGGAGCGCGGCGGCCACGACAGUGAUAGCAGAUGCAUUCGUAACGUAGUUAUUAUUGUAUGACACACACACACAUACAACGUACACCUUUGCGUAUUAAGAUUUUAUUAAAACUUGUUGAGACCAUCGCCUGUUGAUGUUCCCAUGGCACACAAUUACGGUAUAACACAGUGCUGAUGUUUACACAUCGCACUUCGGUAUUCACUUAUGGCUGAGUCGCACUAAGGAAAACCCCAGGAUCUAGAUUAAGACGUUCGCCACUGCUAUUUGGUCGUGAGCGGGAAUCGAACUCGGGUCGACGGAAUGGUUCGAAGCGCAAUCCGCCACCGCUCCGCACACAAACAGCGCACGUGCUCAGGUGAAGGCGUCUCUCAUGAAGUUUGUGUGUCUGCAAUGAGCCUAUUGAUAAAUACUCGCCCCAACCCCUUCUGAAGUAAUUCGCUUUAACAUUGUGAUCCUGUCCGGCUGCGAAAAAAUAAAUAAAAGUACUUUGAAAACAAA
This is a messenger RNA of Petromyzon marinus (sea lamprey), 1239 nucleotides long. RefSeq lists its product as uncharacterized. Lineage: Eukaryota; Metazoa; Chordata; Hyperoartia; Petromyzontiformes; Petromyzontidae. The record is from RefSeq and is a predicted model, not a curated record.